AUGAGUAACGACUCGACCAAUCCGAACCAGGCCUGGAAGUUUUCCCAGUGCUUUGGUGAUAAGGGCGAUAUUGAGAACAUCACCGAGGCGGAUGUGAUUUCGGCCGUGGAGUUUGACGACACGGGAAAUUACCUGGCUACCGGUGAUAAGGGAGGCCGGGUGGUUUUGUUUGAACGGAAUGAGACCAAGAAAGGCUGUGAGUACCGGUUUCACACCGAGUUUCAGAGCCACGACGCCGAGUUCGAUUAUUUGAAGAGUUUAGAGAUCGAAGAGAAGAUUAACCAGAUCGAGUGGUGUAAACGACAGAACCAGGCACAUUUCCUGCUGUCGACUAACGAUAAAACCAUUAAAUUAUGGAAGAUUUAUGGCAAGAGUCUUAAAGUUGUUGCCGAGAAUAAUCUAUCAGAUGCCAGUGGUGGGGCCAGUGGUGGUGCCAGUGGUAGUGCAGGUGGUGGUGGUACUUCUGGUGCCAGUCCUCGUAGUUUGUUAAAUGUUAAUUCGCUACGAUUACCACGAAUGACUCUUCAUGACACAAUUAUUGCAGCCAUGCCACGACGCAUUUAUGCCAACGCCCAUACUUAUCAUAUCAAUUCGAUCAGCGUCAAUUCGGACAAUGAGACUUAUAUAAGUGCCGACGAUUUAAGGAUAAACCUGUGGAACCUGGGCAUUUCCGACCAGAGUUUUAAUAUUGUGGAUAUUAAACCGGCUAAUAUGGAGGAGCUGACCGAGGUGAUUACAUCGGCUCGAUUCCAUCCAAAGAGCUGUAACUUGUUCAUGUAUAGCACGUCGAAAGGAUCGAUUAAACUGGCGGAUAUGCGAGAGAAUGCGCUUUGCGACAAACAUGCCAAAGUAUAUGAACAAUGGAGCGGCAAUGCCGAACAGUCGUUUUUCACGGAAAUCACCUCGAGUAUUGCCAAUGUGCGGUUUUCGUAUGAUGGCAGAUAUAUUGUGGCUAGAGAUUAUAUGACAGUCAAGAUCUGGGACGUGAAUAUGGAAAGAGAGCCCAUUAAAAGUAUUAAUAUCCACGAGCAUAUUCGAGAACGACUUUGUGACGCUUAUGAGAACGAUGCCAUUUUCGACAAGUUCGAGGUGGUGUUUUCAGGCGAUUCUAAGUCGGUUAUGACAGGCUCGUAUAACAAUACCAUCAUGAUCUAUCCGGAUGCUGUGAAUACCAGUGCUGACGAUACUCAGGUGGUGCUGCAAGCAGAUAAAUCGGCGUUCAAGGCCAAGAAAGUAGGAGUUCCUAUGCCCAUUGGCACGAACCCCAAUGCCGCAAACUACCUCAACAAAAACGGUCGCCCUGCCACUCCUGGUCGGUCCGGCGGCAUUAACAUGAUGAAACGCGACCUCGACCACGAGCCCGUCGACCUCAAAAAGAACAUUCAGCACCUCAGCUGGCACCCCAACGAGAACUCCAUCGCCAUCGCUGCCACUAACAACCUGUUUGUCUUCUCCACCUUGUAG
Molecule: messenger RNA, 1464 nt
Organism: Sugiyamaella lignohabitans
Lineage: Eukaryota; Fungi; Ascomycota; Dipodascomycetes; Dipodascales; Trichomonascaceae
Gene: CDC55
Product: protein phosphatase 2A regulatory subunit CDC55
Exons: 1
Coding region: 1-1464 (487 amino acids)
Biological process (GO): peptidyl-serine dephosphorylation
Cellular component (GO): protein phosphatase type 2A complex; cytosol
Molecular function (GO): protein phosphatase regulator activity; protein binding
Source: RefSeq, a predicted model, not a curated record